Molecule: messenger RNA, 408 nt
Organism: Didymodactylos carnosus
Lineage: Eukaryota; Metazoa; Rotifera; Eurotatoria; Philodinida; Philodinidae
Source: the annotation of a GenBank genome assembly
AUGGAAGAUCAUGUUUAUCAAGGUUACGUAUUGUCGGUCACUAUUUUCGAACAAUCGCCGACCGUUGAACCAUCUGUACGGUUACCGGUCGAAGAUGAUAACGGUGAUUUGGAACGACUAUUUAUUUAUAAUAUUCCACCGUCGGAAGGUCGCCAAUUAAUCACAGACACGUAUACUUACGGUACAAAAAUGAGUAUUUUAAAUCCGUACAUGCGCUUCACGGCUGACAGAAAACCAGGUAUUCGAGUUGACGGUGUUUCAUCGAUUAUUUUGCAGGGAGAUACUCACAAUGUGAAAAAUAUGUGUCGAUGUUGUGGCAAAGCGAACUGUAGUUCAACUCGCUAUUGUUCAGUGGAAUGUCAACGAAUGGACUGGAAACAAUAUGGUCAUAAAUUAAUUUGUAACUGA